GAUUAGAGUGAGCGGUGGAUUGAUUCCCUUCAGGGCUAUUUUAAGUUGCCUCAGCAGGUAAGGAUGCUUGCUGCAAAUCCUGGUGACCUGAGUAAUCCUCAGACCCAAAUGGUGGAAGGAGAGAGCCAACUCUGAAAGCUGUUCUUUCAUCCCCUUUUCAUACCUUAAAGAGUUUUAGAUCAAUCUUCAAGUGAAAUAUUAUUUUCACUGUAAUAAUAAUAUUCUGAGUAUUAAUAUUGUUAAACAAAUAAUAUUGUUCUGUAACCCUCCCACACUUGCUUUGUGCAUGCCUGCACAUACACAGUAGAUGUGGGGAAAAAAGCCUUUUAAAAGAUUCAACAUUCUCUAGAGUAGGAAUUAAAGUGUUUUUGGGGAAUACGGGUAGGCCCCACCCCAUUAAGAUAAUGUGAUUUGGAAAAGGAAAUUAGAAGAUUUCUUUCAGGCCCCACAUAUUGUGCAUUUUUUCAUUAAUGUGUUUGUCUUCUGCCUUUGUAGACUGUCUUGUUGACUACUUUUUCUUUGGUUUUUCAAGACAGUGUUUCUCAGGCUGUCUUGGAACUUGCUCUAUACACGAGGCUGGCCUCGAACUCAGAGACCCAUCUGCCUAUGCCUCCUGAGUGCUGGGAUUAAAGGCAUGUGCCACUAACUGCCCGGCUUAAAAAACCUAUUUAAUGUAUUGAAAUUUCUAAACUGAACUAAUUAUAAUGAAUGUGUUAGAAUGCCCAAAAAGGGCUGAAUUUGGUGUUAGAUGCCCUAGGUAGGGAGUUACAGGUGGUUGUAGGUGCUGAAAACUGAACUUGGAUCCUCCCCAAUUUCUCCAGUUUCCCUUUAAGUUCAGUUUUAAAUAGAAUUUGGCAGGAUAGAGUUUCUCAGAGUUGCCAAGUGAUAGACUUUGAGUAAAUACAAAAACCCAUUCAGCUGAGUAGAUGUAGUUCAAAGGAUAAAACUUUUAUAGACAUUAACUUUUACAGACAUUAUAAACAUUCAUUUUUGAUGAAAAAAUGUAGAAAACACACUAUGAAUGUAAAUAGGUGUUGAGUUUUCUAAAAUACGUAUAAGCUAGUUUACAGCUUGUUCAUAAGUUAAACCAGAGUUACUCUAGGAUAUUUCUGCAACAGUAGCUACAUAUUGCAUUAUAGUCAACAUGCUUUUGUUUCUGACACAGCUCAGGCUUAAUUUGCAGAAAACUUUUUGUUGAUGUGCUGGAGUCUAGAAAGCUCUUUGCUUCCUACUAGUAUUUAAGGCACAUCACCCUUUUGCCUUUGUUGAAAUGAAACUGGGAAGGCAGUGGAGCUGUGUAGUAUACAUUGAAUGUAAGUACAAUCCAUUUACUAAAAGUCUUUAGAAUUUUAACCAUGUUUGCACCAUUGACUUUCCUUGGAUCUGUCAAUCCAACAAAAACAUAAGACAUGUUAACUUUUGUAUAGAACUUUCUGCCUUCAUUUGGAGAAAUGGUCAUAUAUCUCCAAACGCAGGAACUCUGAAUAUGGUACAGCAGCUGAAAAGUCUGCAGCUGCUCUUCCUCGGCUAAUAUUUUAGCUCAGGAGAUGUAAAUGAGAGCUCAGUAAAUCUCACUGAUUCAAAGAAUGACACUGCCUGUUGAAAAUGUAGAAUGAUGCCCUAAAUUUUAGAAUUUUCCUAUGCUUUUAUGAGGAAAGGCUCUUUUUAAAAAACUGCCUUGUUUGCUUUCUGUUGCUAUGAUAAAACACUGAUCUUUUAAAAAGCAAUUUGAGAAAAGCAUUUAGAGAUUUUAAUCCAUUAUUGAGGGAAGUUAGGGCAAGAUCUAUAAAUUAAAGCUGCUUACUGUCUUGCUUAUUCGGCUUUCUGAUACAACCCACGACCACUUGCAGGAGGGCUGGACCCUCCCAUAUAAAUCAAUCAAUAUUCCCACUUACAAACCCACCAUUCACUCUAAUGAAGGCAGUUCAAGUGAGGCUCCACAUUCCCUGGUGACUAAAGUGUCAAGCUGACAAAGCAUGUGCAGUCAGAAUUAAAAUGUUACAUACUGAUCUUCGUCUAAACUGAGUGUUAAGUUUCUUGCUACAUAUGAUGUAUCCUGUACAGAAUAUUAGAUCAGUUUCAGAAAAUGUACUUUAAAUUUGGAAUUUCAUUCUCUGUGAUAAUUGAGUGCCUUGGAAGAGAAAGAGUUCUGCUCUCGGACGAAGUGCGUCCAUACUUGUGAUUUCGAGUAUUAGAGUAGGGUCUUUCAAGAAUUCACACGUCUCUGGGGAGAUACCUGGUAAAUAGGAAAUCCAAACACAGUGAUACGUAGGGGAGGUAAGUAGUAAUAGAAGAUCUUCAUGGCCUUUUUAUACUAUAAGGAAGAUUUUAUUGUUUCAUUGACGUAAUUUGGUAGAUGAGCUCGAAUUAUUUAACAGUGACCACAAUUCACAUUAACUGUGCUGUAAAUUCAAAAGCCGGCAGCAGAUGGCGAGUGUGGGCACCGGAACCAUUCUGUUGGGGAUUUGUUGUGAGGAGGGACCGGAAAAGGAGUGGGAUUCUUGUCGCGAUGUGGAGAGGUGGAAGGCUGAGCUCUCGUGGGGUUCGUUUUUUAGAAACGCUUGGGUUUGGGUGUCCCAGCGGAGUAGCCCAGCCUCGUGUAACUUCAUGGUCGGCUAACUCAGGGAAUCAGCUCACUAGGAAUCUACAGAUUAAGCCAUGGGAAUUCAGUGAACACAGGACCAUGUGGUUUGGAUCCUACAGCAGGACUUUUUCCUGUUUGACCAGAAUAAAAACUGACAGGUCCCCUUGGAAAAGCUUGUACAGCACUUCACAAGCAACAGUUGACAGCAAGGAGGUGAAAACCUUCCUGGCCCUGGCUCACAAGUGGUGGGAUGAGCAAGGAAUAUUUGCACCUCUUCAUUCUAUGAAUGACCUGAGGGUGCCCUUCAUUAGAGAUAAUCUUUUGAAAAAAAGUGCUAAUCACCAUCCAGGAAAGCCUUUGUCUGGGAUGAAGAUUCUUGACGUUGGCUGUGGCGGUGGCUUAUUAACAGAACCUCUAGGGCGACUGGGGGCUUCAGUUACCGGAAUCGAUCCCGUGGCUGAAAACAUUAAGAUAGCACAGCACCAUAAGUCAUUUGAUCCGGUCCUGGAUAAGAGGAUACAGUACAAAGUGUGUUCCCUGGAGGAGAUUGUGAACGAGGCUGCAGAAGUUUUUGAUGCUGUUGUGGCUUCUGAAGUUGUGGAACAUGUGAUUGACCUUGAAUUGUUCGUACAGUGCUGCUGUCAAGUAUUAAAACCUGGUGGCUCGCUCUUCGUUACUACACUCAACAAAACACAGCUGUCCUACGCCUUGGGCAUUGUUUUCUCAGAGCAAAUCGCGGGCAUUGUUCCAAAAGGCACUCACACUUGGGAGAAGUUUGUUUCACCUGAAAAGCUAGAGAGUAUUCUGGAACCAAAUGGUCUGCCAGUUCAAACUGUGGCAGGAAUGAUCUACAAUCCCUUUUCAGGUUACUGGCAUUGGAGUGAAAAUACCAGCCUUAACUAUGCAGCGCAUGCUGUGAAAUCCAGUGCGUGGGAACACCCAGAACCUGCUGAGUCUGCUUUAAAGGAGGACACAGAAGCACUCCAGGCUAACGCCUCCAGUAGCCCACCUGUACACGAAGAGCUGAAGAAAUGAGAUAUCUCCGAGGACAGUAACAAUAUGCUUAAAAGUUUAUUGUUUACAAAUUCAAAAAGCUUUUUUGAGUGAGGUCCUGAAGAACAAAAGGUCAAUAAAAAUAUCUAAAUCA
Peromyscus californicus insignis is the source of this 3731-nucleotide messenger RNA. It is a transcript of the gene Coq3, whose product is annotated as coenzyme Q3, methyltransferase. Gene Ontology annotation, biological process: ubiquinone biosynthetic process. Gene Ontology annotation, molecular function: 2-methoxy-6-polyprenyl-1,4-benzoquinol methyltransferase activity. The record is from RefSeq and is a predicted model, not a curated record. Lineage: Eukaryota; Metazoa; Chordata; Mammalia; Rodentia; Cricetidae. Bases 2357 to 3619 code for a protein of 420 amino acids. The transcript has 7 exons.